Acyrthosiphon pisum (pea aphid) is the source of this 357-nucleotide messenger RNA. Its product is annotated as piggyBac transposable element-derived protein 4-like. The transcript has a single exon. The record is from RefSeq and is a predicted model, not a curated record. The coding region runs from base 1 to 357 and encodes 118 amino acids. NCBI's taxonomy places the organism in Eukaryota, Metazoa, Arthropoda, Insecta, Hemiptera, Aphididae.
AUGAUUUCUUUUGAAAAUUUAGCUAUUGAUGAAAGUUUAGUGCUUUGGAAAGGAAGAUUAUCGUUAAAAAAAUUAAUCAAAACCAAACGUCACAGUUUUGGCAUUAAAAUAUUUGAGUUGUGUAAUGUUGAAACCGACUUUAUACUUGACAUCAUUAUAUAUACUGGGAGUACCACUGAGUAUAAAAAAAUUGACCCUAGCCUUGGAAUUUUUGGUGCUGUUGUGAACACACUUAUCAAACCAUAUUUGAAUAGAGGCCAUAAAUUAUUCAUAGAUAAUUGGUAUUUAUCACCAUCCUUGGCUAACUAUCUUCAUAAGAAAAAUACCAACGUCACAGGGAUAGUUCGAAAAAAUUGA